Eremothecium gossypii ATCC 10895 is the source of this 612-nucleotide messenger RNA. RefSeq names its product DNA replication protein PSF1 (gene PSF1). Lineage: Eukaryota; Fungi; Ascomycota; Saccharomycetes; Saccharomycetales; Saccharomycetaceae. Gene Ontology annotation, biological process: DNA replication; DNA strand elongation involved in mitotic DNA replication. Bases 1 to 612 code for a protein of 203 amino acids. The transcript has a single exon. Gene Ontology annotation, cellular component: GINS complex. The record is from RefSeq and is marked provisional.
AUGUAUGGAGACGUUGCGAACAAGUUAGUCUUAGAAGCAAAGCGGACGGACCAUCUGGCUAAUGGCUCGGCAACAUUGCAAUUGCCCAUGUUUCAAGACGAGAUGGUGAGGGUUAUUCUGAAGGAGGUAUCGCAGCUACAGCGCAAUGCAGAGUACUUGAAGCUUCAGGAAGAUAGUGGAAAGUUAUCCAAGUGUCAGUACUUCGUAACCAUGUUGUGUAUGGAGAGGAACAAGAGAUGCCUACUUGCCUACCAGAAAACCCGGAGCGAGAUUCUGGACGCGAUAGCCUGGGAGAAUAACGGUUUAGAUACGAUGGAUUUGCUAUCCAACAAGGGACACGACAGCGGUAACCUCUCACCGUACGAACAAGAGUACCUACGUGAGUAUUCACAGCUUAUUUCUGACCUGACGGCUGGCGAGCUGAUGGACAUCGACCUUGCAGGGAGCCUGACGCCUCCGUCCGACGUUUUCAUCGACGUGCGUGUGCUGAAGGAUGCAGGCGAGAUCCAGACCGAAUACGGCGUCUUCAACUUGAUCAAAGAUUCGCAGUUCUUUGUGCGGCAGGCGGAUGUGGAGCGCCUAAUUCAGCAAGGUUACCUACAGAAAUUAUAG